Folsomia candida is the source of this 2245-nucleotide messenger RNA. Its product is annotated as extensin-2-like. The transcript has 4 exons. Bases 39 to 1889 code for a protein of 616 amino acids. The record is from RefSeq and is a predicted model, not a curated record. Lineage: Eukaryota; Metazoa; Arthropoda; Collembola; Entomobryomorpha; Isotomidae.
AAAUUUCGAAAUUUCCAUAAUUUUUAGUGAGUGGAAAUAUGUUUAGUGGGUGGAAAAUGGAAUUGAUACAGGUUAUCCUGCUCAUAUGGACCAUGUUUUUUAGAAGCUACACUGCCACACCCACUCCGGUCGUCCCUCCGUACGAAAUUUCUCCCCUCAUGAGGCAAGUCGAGCUGAAAAAAUCGCUCUUGUACUACAACAAAGCACCUCUCGACCACCACCGCUCGGAUAACCAGCAGAGAAAGUCGUCCGACAAAAGUCAAACACCCGGGCAGGAUCGAUUUUUCAUAAAGCCAUAUAAAUUCCCAUUUUGGGGUCUACCCUAUGGAAUUUAUAGCAAGGGACCAGGAUUUCCACCAUACGACGGUGUAUUCGGAAGCCCAUGGGGUCCAGGACAAUUUCCUGGCUAUGCUUCCAACCCAUUCACCCAACCAGGAGGUCCACCUCAACCCCCACAACCCGCACCCACAGCAGCCCCUUCUCCGCCAACUCCUAGUUACUCUUCCAGCAGUGGCGACGAUUCGUACGAGUAUUAUUAUGUCAAAAAGAAACCAAAAAAGAGAAAACCACCCCCACCAAAGUACAAGUACCCCUCAUCAUCCUGCUCGUGUCCAUAUGAUGACGACGAUUCUGGAGGAGACGAUUCCGACUGUGCUUGUAAACCACCGAAGGAGGUAGUCGCCAAGCCAAAACCGCGACCCAGUAGGCCCUACAGAAAACCAAAGAAGGAAUCCUCGUCCUCUUAUCAGAGGAGACCGUCAUAUAAUAAAAGACCCUGUAAGUAUGGGUACCGUUCUGGACCGAGUGGAGGAUGCAGACCACCACCAUCUCCUCCGAAAGAGGAUCCCGACUGUGGGAAAAGAUACAGAGGAAAAUGUCCCAAACCGAUGACGAAACCUGCACCAGAACCGUAUGCAGAGGAUGAGGAGUACGAGUCGGAGGAACAUUACGGAUAUGAAACCAGUGGUGACGAUGAUGACGAAGAUGCUGAAAUUGAAACGCACAAAGUAGUACCGCAGUACAUCCCGGUUUAUGUGCCGUAUCCUCCACACGGAGGAGGUGGGUGGGGUCAGGAUCCUCCCACUAGUUCGGGAGACAGUAGUCAUUCAUCGUCCCCCUUAACGAUGCAAUACCAAGCAAUGUCACAGCCACCUCAGCAAUAUCAAUAUACCGUUCCAACUCCAGUGGAAUAUAGUCCACACUACAGUUUGCCAUCAAAACCGGAAAUGACAUCCUACCCAAAUUCUCCUCAACCACCACAACAACCAUCCCCUGCAGAUUCUGUCGAACCUCAGCAGCUCACGAUUCAAUACACGGCCCUCCCCCCAGGAGGAACUUCCCCCCAACAACAGCCAAAUGUAUUUCAAUACACGCUACAACCACCAGUAAGCUCACCUUCUCAAAGUACUGGGCGUUCUGCAUCACCCUAUACAAUUCAAUACACGGCACACCCACUCCCUGAACCACAACAGCCCACAACAUAUGCAAAUAAUAAUGAUAAUAAGGACUUGGCCACUUCCUCUUCGUCCACAUUUAUGAACACAUUUUCAGUCCCACUACCCCCACAAAUUCAACUGCCUUUCAACGUCUUUCUCAACCAGCAGCACCCUUCCGCAUUUUCAAAUCUCUUCAAUCCGCAGAUGCUUCAUCGCUAUCAGAUUCCACUCCCACAAGUUGCAUCCACCACGUCCGCCCCAAUGAAAGCGGAACAAAAUCUUCUCGCUAUAAACGCAGCAGACCCCUUUAUAGCGAAUCAUUUAAACAAUUACACAGCGUCAAGUUUACAAAAUAAUAAGGCAAUUUCUUCCGAAAAGGAUAAAACUGUUAAAAAUGAGGGGGCGGAGAAAACUAUAGUUUCUGUCUUAACUUCGGUUAGCGAGUCAAAAUAAAGCGUAAACUUGUGUGUGCAUACAUAUUUGCGUAAAAUGAAAUUACAGAUAUGAUCUGCAAGCUGAAUUUGAAUUUAUUUUACAAAUUUUAAAAAAUCUCGAAAGUCGAAUAAUUUUUGAAUUUUUGUCUUAGGGCACGAUAUGUAUAUUUUCUUUUAUGCGACCUAAACAAUUUCAUCUUGGCUUAAUUACCAAUGAUUUAAAUAUAAUUUAUAUUAAAGUUAACUUAUAUUGAAACGCUAAUACCUACUACUGCCAUAUAUUCUGUCUCAAGCAUUCCGCGCGCAAAAAACAUCAGUAGCAGUUACGUUAGCCAGUUGUACUAUUUUUUAUUGAAUUCCCCAUGCAAUUGUCUA